Aspergillus steynii IBT 23096 is the source of this 624-nucleotide messenger RNA. RefSeq lists its product as uncharacterized. The record is from RefSeq and is a predicted model, not a curated record. The transcript has 2 exons. NCBI's taxonomy places the organism in Eukaryota, Fungi, Ascomycota, Eurotiomycetes, Eurotiales, Aspergillaceae. The coding region runs from base 1 to 624 and encodes 207 amino acids.
AUGGCUACACCAUUCCUCGAUCUUCAAGGAAAUCCGAUCUCCCAGGACCAGGUUCUCGGGAACUCAGCGCUAGUGCUACUUCAAGAUGGAGUCGCUGUCAAAACCCCUUUGAGAUGCCUUUGGAGCAACCCUUCUGACGUUGAAGGAAACCUCCAAAGCCUCAGGCGGGAACAAGACGUCUAUUGCCGCUUACAAAGCUCGGAUGAUGACCGUCUAAAUGGAUCCCGACCUUCUCAUGAGCUUCAGCUGUCCUGGUGCCUUGAGAUGGCUUGUAUAUUUAGUUAUAUUCAUGACCUGUGUGUUCUUGUUGCGGAUAUUGUAAGCCGAAACUCUUUGCUCGAUUCAAAUUUGUUUCUUAAGUUUUGUGAUUUCUCUGAGGCGUCCCUCCUCCCGUUAGGGUCUCAUAUGGAGGCUGUGGAUGAUACCGGGUUUACUACCCAAAUAGAUAUUGGCCUACUCGGAGCAGUUAUGCAUGAGAUUGUAACGGGCGAGAGUGCCAAAAUUGACCUCUUCAGAGAUACCUUUUUCACUGACGGCCGAGCCUACAGGCCAAAGAGGGAGUAUUUGCCCGAGACGAGUGAUAUCUGGCUUGGUUGGAUUAUCGAAGGUUGCUGGGGCGGAUGA